Messenger RNA from Penicillium malachiteum, 546 nucleotides. RefSeq lists its product as uncharacterized. The transcript has 3 exons. The record is from RefSeq and is a predicted model, not a curated record. NCBI's taxonomy places the organism in Eukaryota, Fungi, Ascomycota, Eurotiomycetes, Eurotiales, Aspergillaceae. Gene Ontology annotation, molecular function: catalytic activity. Gene Ontology annotation, biological process: nucleoside metabolic process. The coding region runs from base 1 to 546 and encodes 181 amino acids.
AUGGAGGCAGCCGGCUUGAUGGACAACUUCCCUUGCCUUGUGAUUCGAGGGAUCUGCGACUACUGUGACUCGCACAAAAACAAGCAGUGGCAAGAAUACGGAGCACUCACAGCAGCUGCUUAUGGCAAAGAACUUCUCUCCGCGGUUCAUGCAAGCCAUGUGGUGGACACCCUGCCAGCCGGCUCAAUUUCCGACGUAUCAUACUACCGAGAAGGCCCAUUGUGCAUGGCCCGGCUCCCUAGGGGCGAAAUAAUUCGAGCCGUUUUAUCAGACAAGUCUGUGAAUUCAUGCGGCGGACGUCUCGACCUUAUCCAAGGGAUCUCUCAAGAGAUAUUAGGGAAGUUUUUUGGACACAAGCGGGUCCAGGCAGAUCUUGACGACCUGAAGGAUAUUUUCACUCUCUGUUUCCGCUGCGUGCCAGACACAGUGUAUGUCGUUGAUAGACUUGAUGCUUUGGAUCAGGAACAUACCAAAUUCUUUUGGGCCUCUUCAGGUCCCUAUUUCACCACUCUUGGUCUCAACAAGGAUCGCGCAUUUUGCCACUAA